AUGGCCCAGCUGGCUCACUGCAUCCGCUCCACCUUUGGCCUCCACUGCUGCCUUCUCUUCCUUCUAGCUUCUCGGGAGGCAGGACACAGCUCUAUGGACCACACUAAAUCUGCAGAAACCUAUCGGCCUAAACACCAUUGCAAAUCCACACACCAUUCCAAGCAGAUUCACAAAUCUAUAGGUAACUCCAAAAACUCUGUAACUCAUCAUGAAGCUCCUCCUACUUCUGAACAAACCCCCGGCAAUCAAGAAAAAGGUCCACUUAUCUGGGACAAACGCUCUAUCCAUCCAACUGACUCCAUUAACACACUUAAAAAAUCAUCUGAUACAAAAUAUCCAACCACAAAAUCCAAGAGCAAAAUAACUUGUCCUAAGUCCAAAACAAGCAGACAGACAGUAACAAGAAACUCAAAUAAAAGUGUAACACCUUUGGGAAAUACCGUCAUUAUUUUAGACAGUAAAAGCACCACCUCAUGCAAGACCACAACUCUUACCCACAACUCACGAUGCCUCCGGAACAUACAUCAGCAAGAGGAGAAGAUCACACGGGCCCCAUCAACACCGAAUGAACAUGAACAACUAAGCACAUCAGCUCAUGAGAGGAUCACAAACACCCCAGCGAUGCCUCCGGAACAUACAUCAGCAAGAGGAGAAGAUCACACGGCGAUGCCUACGGAACAUACAUCAGCAGAGGAGAAGAUCACACGGGCCCCAUCAACACCUAAUGAACAUGAACAACUGAGCACAUCAGCUCAUGAGAGCAUCACAAAGACCCCAGCGAUGCCUCCGGAACAUACAUCAGCAGAGGAGAAGAUCACACGGGCCCCAUCAACACCUAAUGAACAUGAACAACUGAGCACAUCAGCUCAUGAGAGCAUCACAAAGACCCCAGCGAUGCCUACGGAACAUACAUCAGCAGAGGAGAAGAUCACACGGGCCCCAUCAACACCUAAUGAACAUGAACAACUGAGCACAUCAGCUCAUGAGAGCAUCACAAGAUCCCUAUCAUUGCAGAGCACAUCGGUCCUUUCGAAGAUGACAAGAGAUUCGAGUAAGACUACAAAAUACCUAUCAGAAACCAUCGCAACCACAGAAGAAACAUCAAAAUCCUCAGAAAAGCCUAUAGUAUACACAAAGAAGAUCACAUCUACCAAAAGAAGGACCACACCAAUAAAAAUCUCAAUAAAGCCCACAGAAAACCCUACAAGAAAUAUAGAAACCACAGAGACUAUGAAAUCUCUAGUCAAGCUCACAGGAGACAAAUCUAUCUCUACUUCCUUUCCAAAUAAAACUGCGGUUACUCAUCAGGUGGCAGUUGGUUCUUUUACACCCACAUCCAGCAUGGAGCUCAAUUCUAUCAUGUCAGAAGCCCCAUACCAGAACAAAGGUGGCUUUCAGGGAGGUCUCCCUGUUGGAGUGGCAGGGGAGAAUGGUUCAUUUCCUGUGUGGGCCAUAGUUAUUGUGGUCCUGGUGGCAGUGAUACUCUUUCAGAUGUGUCUUGGCCUGAUCUUUUUGGUCUCCUAUAUGGCGCGAACACGCCGUACACUGUUCCACAACACUGAGGACAAUGACCCAGAAGAUAAUGUGGGUCCCAAUUCUUACCCAGUCUACUCGAUGGAGCAGCAGACUCUUGGUGUGGGCCAGACCUCUUCCUCACAAUGA
This is a messenger RNA of Pteropus alecto (black flying fox), 1662 nucleotides long. RefSeq names its product mucin like 3 (gene MUCL3). Lineage: Eukaryota; Metazoa; Chordata; Mammalia; Chiroptera; Pteropodidae. The transcript is spliced from 5 exons. Bases 1 to 1662 code for a protein of 553 amino acids. The record is from RefSeq and is a predicted model, not a curated record.